AUGAACUUAGCAACAUCCAAAGAGUUGCAAGCAAUAUCCUUCAAACCCAACACAUUCAUGCAUAUUUUAGAUAGCUAGAUACAUAAGCAUCUAAAUAAGGCAAAUUAACAAAAACCAAAUGGAUUCACUUCUUAAACUUCCAACCAUCGACAACUUUAAGGAAGAACCAUUCUUUAUGGCAAUAAUCUUCAUCGUACCACUAAUACUUUUGUUGAGUUUAGUGUCACGAAUCCUCAAAAAACCAACAUAUCCACCAGGACCAAAAGGGUUACCUCUUAUAGGUAACAUGUUAAUGAUGGACCAACUAACCCACCGUGGUUUAGCAAACUUAGCUAAAAAAUAUGGUGGCAUCUUCCACCUACGCAUGGGAUUCCUCCAUAUGGUGGCUAUUUCCGACGCGGACGCCGCUCGUCAAGUUCUUCAAGUUCAGGACAACAUCUUUUCCAACCGUCCUGCAACGGUUGCCAUAAAAUACCUAACUUACGACCGCGCUGACAUGGCGUUCGCUCACUACGGUCCCUUUUGGCGCCAAAUGAGGAAACUCUGCGUGAUAAAGCUUUUCAGCCGCAAACACGCAGAGUCUUGGCAAUCAGUUAGGGACGAGGUUGACUAUGCUGUCAGAACUAUUUCUAACAGCAUAGGAAAACCUGUGAACAUCGGGGAACUGGUGUUCAACUUAACUAAAAACAUUAUCUAUCGAGCGGCCUUCGGGUCGAGUUCGAGAGAAGGACAAGACGAGUUUAUUGGGAUAUUACAAGAGUUUUCUAAAUUGUUUGGAGCUUUUAAUAUUUCAGACUUUGUACCUUGUUUAGGAGCCAUUGAUCCUCAAGGGCUUAAUGCUAGACUUGUUAAGGCUCGUAAAGAUUUGGAUAGUUUCAUAGACAAAAUCAUAGAUGAACAUGUGGAGAAGAAGAGGGAGGUUGGUGAUGAAGAAACUGAUAUGGUGGAUGAGUUGCUUGCUUUCUAUAGUGAAGAAGGUAAAGUGAAUAAUGAAUCAGAUGAUUUGCAGAGUUCCAUCAAACUUACAAAGGAGAACAUUAAAGCUAUUAUCAUGGAUGUGAUGUUUGGAGGAACGGAAACGGUAGCAUCAGCAAUUGAAUGGGCCAUGUCUGAGUUAAUGAAAAGCCCAGAAGAUCUAAAAAAAGUCCAACUUGAGUUAGGUGAAGUUGUGGGUCUCGACCGUCGAAUCGAAGAGUCCGACUUUGAGAAACUAACUUAUUUAAAAUGUGUUGUUAAGGAAACCCUACGACUUCAUCCGCCGAUUCCGUUGCUCCUUCACGAAACUUCGGAAGAUGCAACGGUUAAUGGUUAUUUUAUUCCAAAGCGUGCGCGCGUGAUGAUUAAUGCGUGGGCGAUUGGGAGAGAUAAGAGUUGUUGGGAGGAACCUGAAAGUUUUAAGCCGUCGCGGUUUUUGAAACCAAGUAUGCCUGAUUUUAAAGGAAGUAAUUUUGAGUUUAUUCCUUUCGGGUCAGGACGUAGAUCUUGCCCAGGGAUGCAGUUGGGAUUGUACGCGCUUGAUUUGGCAGUGGCUCAUCUUCUACAUUGCUUUACAUGGGAGCUACCGGAUGGAAUGAAGCCGAGUGAAAUGGAUAUGAGUGAUGUGUUUGGACUCACAGCUCCUAGAGCGACUCGACUUGUUGCAAUUCCUACUAAACGUGUCUUGUGCACUUUGGAUUAGAAAGAAGAAUGAAAAGAAAAACAAUUGAUCCCCUUUUCGAUUUCUUUCUCUUUUUUGUGAGUUUAUUUAAUACUAGUAUAUUAAAAAAUGAAAAUAAAUACAAUAUGAAAAUAAAAUAAAAUUGAGAGAUUUAAAAGUACUGGAUUCGAAUCCAAUUCAAAACACGCAGCAAUGUUAAAUCUUUUAAGAAGGGCACAUGAAAGUGUAAAAGAUGAGAUUUUUUUUCACUCUUCUUCUUGUUGUAAGCUUCUAUUUUUCAAAUAUAGCAUAAUGUAUUAUUUUACGACACAAUUGCUUGUAAAUUUCGUUCUUAGUUUAUUUUCAAA
Messenger RNA from Vicia villosa (hairy vetch), 2004 nucleotides. Its product is annotated as cytochrome P450 84A1-like. Gene Ontology annotation, biological process: lignin biosynthetic process. Gene Ontology annotation, molecular function: heme binding; monooxygenase activity; iron ion binding. The record is from RefSeq and is a predicted model, not a curated record. NCBI's taxonomy places the organism in Eukaryota, Viridiplantae, Streptophyta, Magnoliopsida, Fabales, Fabaceae. The transcript is spliced from 2 exons. The coding region runs from base 119 to 1678 and encodes 519 amino acids.